UGUCAGCAGGCGGCAUGCUGGUGCUUCUCGUUUCAUGGAGUGUCUUGUCCAUCGGACUGGCAUCCCACAUGCAGGGUGGGAUCAUGACAUUCACGCCGAAAGGGAGGAAUCGGGACGGCACAUAUCGGGUUGAUUUUCGAUACAAAGAAUCUUUCCGAAGUAAUUGUCAUCAAGAGUUUUACUGGGGUUGCAACAGCGGAAACUGCGGCUACACGAGAGAACUCCAAUACGGGCAAAUAGACAGCAGCCCGCUGGGGGACACCUGGUGUCAGGCUGAAGGGUUCAUGUCAAAAAGCGUCCCCAGUGACAAGCCGUUUGAUCUGAGAGAAACCAGCUGCUGUUGGGUCUACAAUACAAAUUGGACCCCAAGCUGGAUACUUUCAACUCACGUGGACCUGGGCGUCAGAUCCGACACUAGAAAUCCCAACAGAUCUCCAGUCACAACACUCCCUCCAAGGCUAAGGGUCCCACAAAACUGCCCCACCACCUACUCACUGCUGGCUCAUGACCCUGAUGGUGACCUCGUGAAAUGCAGAUAUGGACAAUCAUACAAUAGUGAGUGCUACACCUGUGCUCAGCAAGCUGGCUUUGGACUAAAUGAGAUUUCUUGCGAACUUUCUUACUAUGGCACACAAACUGGGGUGUACAUAUUCGAACUCGUCAUGGAAGAUUUUCCGCAGCAGUACAUUCAGUUACAAUACAGUGAUGGCUCGUCAGUGGGCAAAGCCCCCCUUUACUUAGUCAGGAGACUUAAAAAAAGUUCAAGAACAUCUUCUUAUGCAACAACCUCAAGCAACUGGGGGGGGUGGAAUGGACAAUUAACAACAGCAGCUCCAUUCAACUGGGGGGGGUGGAAUGGACAAUCCUCAACAGCAGUUCCUUAUACAACAACUCCAAGCCCCUGGUGGUGGACAACAACAACAGCAGCUCCUAAUACAACAACUCCAAGCCCCUGGUGGUGGUGGGGGGUUUGGAACGGACAACCCUCAACAGCAGUUCCUUAUACAACAACUCCAAGCACCUGGUGGUGGACAACAACAACAGCAGCUCCUAAUACAACAACUCCAAGCCCCUGGUGGUGGACAACAACAACAGCAGCUCCUAAUACAACAACUCCAAGCCCCUGGUGGUGGUGGUGGGGGUGGAAUGGACAACCCUCAACAGCAGUUCCUUAUGUAACAGCUUCAACUACUUAUACAAUCAGCCAAGGUGGUUGGAAUUCUACCACCCAAACAUCAACAUACUUUUCUUACACACAACUUACAAACCAAGACCCACUAAGUAAAAUACCCGUCCAGUUCCUCGUGGAAGUUACCUCUUCAGUCCCCAGCUGCAACUUCGGGGAUUACAGACCUCAGUAUCUGAGCCCUACGCCUCCCCACGGACAAAUUAAAAAAGCCUCCGUCAAUCAUCAGUUUCAGUUCAUCGUCAGAGCACAAGCAUCAUACGCUGUCAUACAGAACAUCAUGAUCAGUGGCCCACUGAAUAUAACAAAAUCAUACCAGUAUGAUAGCCAGACACAAACUGGAAAAGCAGUGGUGACAUGGACACCUUCUGAAAAUAACCUAGGCGAGUCCGUCCCCAUUUGUUUCUUUGCUGAGACUCAGGAAGGGUACCAGUCUGAGCUGAGAUGCAUUGUAGUGACAGUAGGAAGACGUAACUCUCUUCCAAUGAAUAUUGAGACCAGCAUUGUGUGCACCAAGACAACGAUGUCCGUGUUUGUCCUGAAGUCUUCGGCCCCGGGCCUUAAUGAACAUUACAUGCGACUUAAUGACCCCCGUUGUUCACUGACAUCAAACUCAACACAUCUGAUCGCGAGUGUGUCUCUGAACUCCUGUGGUACUCGUUAUCAGGAAAAUGAUACAGAGAUCAUUUUCGAGAAUGAGAUUACAACAUUUGAUCAUUUCAAUCAAGUCAUAAGCAGAAAAAACCAGGUCGAGAUUCCUUUCAGUUGUUCUUACCCUAAAAUAGGGAAAGCAUCUGCUUCCUUCUCUCCUCACAAAGCCAACUACGUGUUCUCUGAAGCCGGCUUUGGCUCCUUCACCUUCCUGUUUGAAUUUUAUGAGAGCAGCGACUUCAGAAGCAUCAUCGACCCCAGCGAGUACCCGAUUGAAGUGGAACUUGGGGAGAUGUUGUAUAUGGGAAUCAGUGUGGACUCGCCGCUUGACAACAUCACGUUGUUUGUUCAGGACUGUAGAGCCACGCCUCAUGACGACCCCAAUGAUCCAACCUACUAUGACAUCAUUACGGACGGGUGUGUUCAGGAUGACACGACAAUCAUCUUCCCCAGCAACCAGACAGACUUCAGAUUUGGAAUGGCAGCCUUCACUUUUAUCGGGGAUUACAGCCAGGUAUACAUGACCUGUACGGUCAUUGUGUGUAUUGCUGCAAGUCCCGGAACCCGAUGCUCUCAGGGCUGUGUUAACAGCACAUCUACUGUGCACAGAUUCAGGAGAUCAUUGGCCUCAGAAAGCCAGGAGCACUUCAUCUCUCAAGGACCACUCUACCUUUCAAAAAAGAACAAUAAUCAAGUCAGUUUGAAUCCAAACACUCUCGUCAUUGUGAUGGGCUUCAUUGCAGCUGUGGCCAUUGUGGCCUCUGUGGUCGGGGUUGUGAUUUAUAAGAUAAAAAUGUCAAAAGUGGUCCGAUACGAACGUCUUUCUGCUUCAGAGAUCUGAGCAUCUUUAGAAUGAGGUGUCUCCUCAGUGGAUUUGGCCGAAAAGAGGAGAAAUUACCGGGAAGAGGCCAUAACUGCAUUUCUGAAAUAUAGCUAUUGACCUUAUAUAUGGUGGGGAGAAUCAAAGUCAGAUUGAGGUGGCUUUGAAAACCACAGUUAGAUUACUUUUGAUUAUUUUUUGCUUUAAAAUCUGCAGGAGUCCAUUCACAAAGAGUAAAAUACUGAUAGCAAGUGCUCCACUUUCAAAACCUAAUAUUGUCAUUAAAUUGGAAAUUUAAGGAGCGAUAAAUUUAUUAGUUUCAAGAUUCAUCCCUCGCAUUAGGAUGUUUGUUGUUUUAAUCGUCUCAAUGCAUUCAAAGAAAAUAAGAGCAGGUUGUGGUCGGAAAAAAAGAAGAGAAAAAUUGUGAACAGAUGUGGAGCUGACUGACCCUUUGAGAACUUUUACUUUUCAGUUGCUUUGUCUGUGGCAGUCCAAAACUUAAUCCUGCACCUCGGGUGUCUG
Molecule: messenger RNA, 3179 nt
Organism: Polypterus senegalus (gray bichir)
Lineage: Eukaryota; Metazoa; Chordata; Cladistia; Polypteriformes; Polypteridae
Exons: 13
Coding region: 15-2678 (887 amino acids)
Source: RefSeq, a predicted model, not a curated record